Molecule: messenger RNA, 1599 nt
Organism: Colletotrichum destructivum
Lineage: Eukaryota; Fungi; Ascomycota; Sordariomycetes; Glomerellales; Glomerellaceae
Product: Putative flavin monooxygenase, FAD/NAD(P)-binding domain superfamily
Exons: 5
Coding region: 1-1599 (532 amino acids)
Molecular function (GO): flavin adenine dinucleotide binding; N,N-dimethylaniline monooxygenase activity; NADP binding
Source: RefSeq, a predicted model, not a curated record
AUGGCUAGCAGUAUUAAGCCACCGUCCGUAGCGGUGAUCGGAGCAGGUGCGACCGGCAUUUCCAUGCUCAAGACGUUGCGUGAGGAUGGUUUCGACGCGAGACUGUUCGAGAGAAGAGGCCGCGUUGGCGGUCUUUGGUCCUAUACCGACGACAAGACAAUGACCACAGCCCUUCCGACCACCCGUGCAGUCAUCAGCAAGUACACUUGCGGUUUCACAGACUUUCCGAUGCCAGACAAGUAUGGGCCUCACCUGACUCAACGAGAUUUCGAGGAGUACAUGGAGUCCUACGCGGAGCAAUUUGAUCUCUACAAGCACAUGACUUUCAACACCACCGUCAAGCAGGUGACACGAAACGCCGAUGGAUCAAAGUGGCGAGUCGAGAUGGUCAAAUCAGGCAUCCCGGAGCACCAGGAGUUUGACAAGGUGGUUUUGUGCCACGGCUAUCAGACUAAACCAAAAAUGCCAGCAUACGAAAGGCAAGAAGAAUACGAAGGUCUUCUGCUUCACUCACAGCAGUUUCGCAAGCCAGAAGAUUUCAAGGGGAAAAAGGUCGUGCUCGUCGGGCUGAGCGCUACCCUGAGCGACGUAGUGUCUGUUCUCGUCAAGCAAACAGAAAAAGUCUACAUCUCGCAUCGCAACGGCAGCAUAAUCGUAGGCCGCUGGCGGAAGGGUGUCCCGACAGAUCUGCUCGUCACUCGUGCCCGCAGGCAGAUGUCCUACUUCCUGCAGAGCCACUUUCCCAACUUGAGCAACAGGCUUGUGAUGCUCGCCACCGGCUUUCUCAUGAAGGAGCACGGCAAGCUGGACCCCUCUUGGCGGCUGCUUCACAACUUGGCCCCGCUCAGUCUGCAUCUCUCCGGAUGUAUAGACACCACCGUCGAGUUGCUCCGAGAGGGCAAGGUCACCUCUCUACACGGAAUACAGCGGUUCCUCGGAGGGAAGUCCAUCGAGUUCACUGACGGAACGAUCCUGGACGACGUCGACGCCGUCAUCUGCUGCACGGGCUACUCGGCAGACUUCGACCUGGUCCCCUUCGUCGAGAUGAGCAAGCCCGCGACGGACACCUCUGGGAACCCCUACGGCGGGCGUCCCAUCGCCCGGCUGUACAUGAACCUCUUCCCGCCAUCGCACGCGGACAGCAUCGCCAUCCUCGCCUACUCGAUGUACGGCAAGAACAACGGGUUUUCCUUCUCGGACGUCACGUCCAUGGCCAUCAGCAACAUCUGGCGCGGCGUCAGCGCCGACAUGAUGCCGCCCCAGCGCGAGAUGGAGCGCGCCAUCGACCGGCACCACCAGUGGAUCGCGGACCGCUGGACGCUCGAGAACAGGUCCGACCCCAGCGCUGUCAAGCAGUGGGAGUUCCAGGGCUUCCUACACAAAGCCGCGGGGACCGGCAUGGAGAACCUCGGCUGGGGGUGGCGCGGCUGGGUCGCCUGGUUCAAGGACCCGUACAUGAGCUAUCUCAUGAACCACGGCGUCGAGACGGCGCACGCAUUCAGGUACUUUGAGACCGGGAAGAGGAAGACUUGGGACGGCGCCAGGGAGGCCAUCAUCCACAUGAACAAGCUGGUGAAGCAACUCAAGUCAAGGAAGUGA